CUGUCUGUACCCUUUCAUCUGUAAUUUUAUGUCCACAUUUAUGACUAGCCUGCUGUCCGCACCCUCUCGCUCACACUCACAGCCGUCCAGAUCCUGCUGUACACUGAGAGGAGAAGCAGCACAACGCAUACAGAGACUCACAGGUUUUUGAUAAUGGAGAAAGACUACACCCCCCCACAUUAUUCUAAUCCUCAUAUGGACCAGACAGAUAUAAACUACCCUGGACCGCAGGCAGCAUACCCACCUCAAGCAGGUCCACAUGCUGCACCUUUCCAGCCACCUCCAUAUGGGUUUGGGCAUCCAACCAUCACUGUCCAGCCCACGAUGGUCCCUGUAGUUGCCCAGAUGGCGGUCGUGAAUCUCACUGAUACGCCAGGCCGCAUUACCUGUUCUCACUGCAUGACGGACAUCAUCACGGAAACCGAAUAUAUCAACGGAUUGCUCACCUGGUUAAUUUGCGGAACCCUUGUGUUCUUUUUCUGCUGGCUCUGUUUUUGGAUCCCGUUCUGUGUGGAUUCAUGCAAGGAUGUGAAACACACCUGUCCAAACUGCAAGAACAUCCUCCGCAUUUACAAACGUUUGUAGCACAUGCUACACAAAGAACCAUAAAAAAACUGAGAACUCAAAAGAAGACGCUCAGAAAUCAAUUUUUGCAUUACGUUACAAUGCUUUGGUUAAAGAUAUGUCUUUUGUUCUUCUGUACACAACUACUACAAAGUCUCUUAACUUACCCAUUGUUGCAAUAUCUCUAUCCAAUCCAUUCAUACAUUUCAUAUGAGAGUUAAUGUGUUUAUCAUUUUGAAAUCCUGUAGAACAGAAGCAUAGAUUAAAUCACAACCUGACAAAUGUGUAGAACAGGCAGAUAUUCCUAAUAAUAGAAUUACACUUUCUCUGGAAGGAUGAAAGUGUAUUUGAAAGUGAUGAAAGUUUAAUAUAUAUAUUUGAAUAAAACAACUCCUGUCUAAGCUCUGU
Molecule: messenger RNA, 972 nt
Organism: Carassius carassius (crucian carp)
Lineage: Eukaryota; Metazoa; Chordata; Actinopteri; Cypriniformes; Cyprinidae
Product: lipopolysaccharide-induced tumor necrosis factor-alpha factor homolog
Exons: 5
Coding region: 154-585 (143 amino acids)
Molecular function (GO): zinc ion binding
Source: RefSeq, a predicted model, not a curated record